AUGAAGCAUCAAAACAAGAUACGAAGACAGUCCACUGUCUGCAAAGAAUGUCAGCGUCGGCGGACAAAGUGCAGUGGUGGAAAUCCGUGCUCGGAAUGCAGAAAACGCGACUGUAUCUGCGAUGUCAAUGAGAGCUCUGACAAACGACGCAAACUCUACUUAAGUAUGAUGGAAGAAGAACUUAAGUACCAUCAACAAUUUAUGGACGGGUUUCUUAAGGCAAUACGGACUUCUAAUGAUGCUGAUGUCCACCACAUUAUCGAUGUUGUGCGGUCGGGAUCAUCAACCAGUGAGAUACAGACUGCAGUGAAUCGCGUUCUUACGGAUAAUCGUUCUUCUUACAAUGACGUCCCCGGGGGAGGUCCGUUAAGGGGCUGGCCUAAGAGGAAGGCUUCUAAAUCGGCUACGUCGGAUUAUCUUAUAGCCCAGCUGCUGGAUCCAAGCGAAAUUCAAAGUGAUGGCGACUCAGCCCAGCAACCUGUGUCCGUACCCCACGAGCUGUCGCGUAGUACCAAGGAAUAUCUCGAGAAGUCUGAGAAUCUAGAAAUGCUUUGCGAAUGA
Penicillium vulpinum is the source of this 561-nucleotide messenger RNA. Its product is annotated as Zn(II)2Cys6 transcription factor domain-containing protein. The coding region runs from base 1 to 561 and encodes 186 amino acids. Gene Ontology annotation, biological process: regulation of DNA-templated transcription. NCBI's taxonomy places the organism in Eukaryota, Fungi, Ascomycota, Eurotiomycetes, Eurotiales, Aspergillaceae. The transcript has 2 exons. The record is from RefSeq and is a predicted model, not a curated record. Gene Ontology annotation, molecular function: zinc ion binding; DNA-binding transcription factor activity, RNA polymerase II-specific.